AUGGCAACUCUUCAGGGAACAGGAAUUCCGAGGGUCAAGCUAGAACCCGCCCCCGACCAGCAUAUUAAGCAAGAGCCCGCGGACGACACGCCCUCACCUUACGCCGACGAAGAUGAUGACAUGUAUGAGGAUGCGGGGGAUCUUGAUUUUUCACAGGCACAGCAACAACUAUGGCUCAGUCACAUUCCGCGGACGUUAUGGGAGACACUGUCGAAGCUGCAAGAUGACGACGAGAUCGAAAUUGGCAGAAUCAGGGUAGAAGGCGCAGAGUCUAAUCCUUCAAGAGUCAGCCUGAUGUUAUACCCGCUGCCCGCUUUCGAGAACGAGCCCAAAGAGUACAACCUCUUCGCUGCGCCGCCUGAAAAGCUACGGUCGCGAAGACCCGGGCAGGCAUUAGUCUUCUCGGAGAAGGACCUGCCAGGAUACAAGCCUCGCACAUUUGCAUGGGACGACGUCGAUGAAGAAGGCAACCCCGGACAGGGCCGCUCUUUCCUCUACGAACGACACAAGCGCGAGAUAAAGAAGAAAGAAAACAAAGGCCGCUUCGUGCCCUACAUUCGACGACCCAUACCGAAACAAACGGCCAUCGCGGGCACGAUUGCGAAGGAGUUCGAAGCAGUGCCGGUCAAAAACGAAGAAUACUUUGUGCUCGAGAACAAGCAGGCGGCCGAGCUCCUCAAGGUGCCCGAGCGAGAACAAGCCAUCUUUGCCACGGGUGACUACGACCCAGAGAAGAACAGCAGGUCGUUCAUGUCGACGAGUGAAAGACAAGCUGUGUUGAAGAACGCCCAGGCUAGGAAACAUGCCCAGAAGGAAACCCGCGCGGCGCGCGUGGACAAGCACGUCCUCAUCGACAAACUCCUGGAUCUCUUCCGUCAACACCGCAUCUGGGGUCUGCGCGACCUCAAGGCCAAGGUCAACCAGCCGGAGGCGUACCUCCGCGAAACGCUGUCGGAGAUCGCCUUCAUGUGGAAAUCCGGCGACUUCAACGGCAAGUGGGAGUUGAAGCAAGAAUUCAAGCAGCAGGACACCACGCUGCUGAACCCGACCGGUGUGGAGGUGGCGCCCAAAGUGGAGGAUUCAGACAUGGAUACCAAGUCCGGCGUGGACGAUGACGACGACGACGUCUUUGAGGACGUCGGCGUCGACGGUUAG
This is a messenger RNA of Fonsecaea erecta, 1155 nucleotides long. RefSeq lists its product as hypothetical. NCBI's taxonomy places the organism in Eukaryota, Fungi, Ascomycota, Eurotiomycetes, Chaetothyriales, Herpotrichiellaceae. The transcript is spliced from 3 exons. Bases 1 to 1155 code for a protein of 384 amino acids. Gene Ontology annotation, biological process: transcription by RNA polymerase II; transcription initiation at RNA polymerase II promoter. Gene Ontology annotation, cellular component: transcription factor TFIIF complex. The record is from RefSeq and is a predicted model, not a curated record.